AAGCGAGAAAACGAACCCAGUAGUUCCGGCAGUAAGGGCGACAAAAACUGCAGAUCUAGUCACGGUAGCAGGAAGAUGAAACAGGAGAACCCGCAGGUUCUUCCCAGCUGUAACUGUGAGGAACUCAAGCGAGUCCAUGCUUAUCUAGAGACAAAGGAUUUGUGGGAAAAGUUUCAUGAACUAGGAACAGAGAUGAUUAUCACUAAAACAGGACGGAGGAUGUUCCCUACGCUGAGAAUUUCCUUUAGUAAUAUUGACGUUCAGACCAAAUAUGCCGUACUAAUGGACAUUGUCCCUGUGGACAACAAGCGGUACCGCUACGCUUACCAUCGGUCCUCUUGGUUAGUUGCCGGUAAAGCUGACCCUCCUUCCCCGCCCCGCCUCUAUCUCCAUCCGGACUGUCCUUUCACUGGAGACCAACUGAAGAAGCAGAUAGUUUCAUUUGAAAAGGUUAAACUGACCAAUAACGACAUGGAUAAACAGUCUCAUAUCGUCUUAAACUCGAUGCAUAAGUACCAGCCGAGGAUCCAUUUGGUUAAACUCAGGUCAGAUCAUUUGAAUCUUUCUCAUAUAACGGAUUUGGAGGCUGAGCUAACCAGAACUUUCGUCUUCCCUGAAACCGUCUUUACAGCAGUGACGGCUUACCAGAACCAACUGAUUACGAAGCUGAAAAUUGACAGUAAUCCAUUCGCUAAAGGGUUUCGAGAUUCCUCUAGACUCACUGAUUUAGAAAGAGGGCCCGUGGAAACACUUUUUAGAAAGUACGCUUUUCGUCAUUCUCCAUUUCACGCACUAGUGGCUGGCGAAAUAACUUCGGAUCCAGCAGCAGGAAGAAUACCUCCACCUACAGAGCUGCUUUUCAUGACCAGCCAAGCAGGAAAUCCCUGGAAAGUGCCAGGAAUCCCUCUAAGCAUGACGGAUCUUAGUUCCAUAAUGACUGCCCAACAGCAACAGAUUAAUCAAUUUUCUGGAUUUUACUUGGGUCUCCCAAGAACAAUUUUUCCCAUGGUCUCAGCUCCAAACAUAAUAACUGGAGCUGCUGGAUCCAACGAGGGGACCUAUGGACACAUGCCACUGCCUUCAGCACUUGAAUGUUCCUCGUCCAGGCCCGUUCCAUCGACCUUGUCCACUAUAUCCAGCGCAACUGAUAGAAAUGCUUCAUUCUCUCCUAAUCAUAUGUAUAGUUCUCAGUUUCAUCUAUCUACCUUAUACCCUGGGUUGAAGUUUCAUCCAUAUUUAAGGCCCAGUCUCCUUCAAACCGCCAGUUCAAAAACACCAGUAAAUACUGAAAGUAAAGGACUUUUACCUUAAGUGCUUUGC
Limulus polyphemus (Atlantic horseshoe crab) is the source of this 1320-nucleotide messenger RNA. Its product is annotated as T-box transcription factor TBX20-like. Gene Ontology annotation, molecular function: DNA-binding transcription factor activity, RNA polymerase II-specific; RNA polymerase II cis-regulatory region sequence-specific DNA binding. The record is from RefSeq and is a predicted model, not a curated record. Lineage: Eukaryota; Metazoa; Arthropoda; Merostomata; Xiphosura; Limulidae. The coding region runs from base 76 to 1311 and encodes 411 amino acids. Gene Ontology annotation, cellular component: nucleus. The transcript is spliced from 6 exons. Gene Ontology annotation, biological process: regulation of transcription by RNA polymerase II; cell fate specification; heart development.